CUUGUGGGAGAGGGUAUAAAAGCCGCGCCAGCUGCCUUACCUCCACAGUCAAGCUUGCCUCACUACACACUCAACAUGGCGUCGAUCAAGAGUUUGCUCAUGGUCCUGGCUCUGGUUCUGGGCCUGGCUGCCGCGACCCCCGUGCCCGUGGCCUACGCCCUCCCCAUGCCUGUCGCCCUUCCUGACGGCGGGGGAUACUCGCCUUACAAGGAGGAACUCGGACGUGUCAAGAUCCAAGUGUAUCGCGGACCCAACAAGGAGAAGAUUGGGUAUGAACACUUCGCUCCCUGGGGCUUCUACUUCACCCAGCCCGAAGACUACAAGCCCUACGGUUACCACUGAGACGAUUCAGAUCUUCAAUCGGCGAAGAGACUGUUUGAUGUUAGACUGUCCGGAUUCCCCAAGUAGUUCCAAGAUCAAGACACGUAAUCAACAAGACUCAGGAUCUCUCAUAAACGAUCUUUGGCUACCUGCUACACCGACCUAAAUUGUUUCCGUUCUGAAGAUCAAUUAUUCUAGAAAUUUGCAAAACGGGAACAAUUGGGCUUAUACUGAUUUCUGUUUUGAAUUCAAUUUCGGUGUAAGUAGAAUGUGUAUUUGUAUUAGAAAGAUUUUUUUUUUAGAACUGUAUGGCCGAACAGACAAGACACGCGUGACUAUUUAUUUCGCCUAAUUUAAGCACAUUAGUCAUAGAUGUAUCAUAACUGUUAUGUUUUAUCUCUGUUAUAAUAGUAUAUAUGCUUUUUGGAUAUACUUUCGUUGCCUUUUGUAAUAAAAUUUUAUAAUUACAAAA
Molecule: messenger RNA, 793 nt
Organism: Penaeus chinensis
Lineage: Eukaryota; Metazoa; Arthropoda; Malacostraca; Decapoda; Penaeidae
Exons: 3
Coding region: 76-342 (88 amino acids)
Source: RefSeq, a predicted model, not a curated record